CAAAUUAUUUCACAAUCAGAAAUAAUAUAUAUUGAAGCAGGGAGCAUUCCAAAAACAAGGAAAAGCAGAUGUACAAAAAGAACCCCACUACCAUUGCCUUAGAAAAGACCGCAACGAACUUUUCAAAAUUAAUGGUAGAUUUGACUAAGGCUUACCCUGAUCCAACUUUAACUUCAUGCAGGGUAAGCCAAGACCUCCUUGAGGCAUUCUUCCUAAAUAUUGCCAAAUCGAUUCGAAAGAGGACCAGAUCGCCUCCCGAGAUCGUGCAGUUGUGCAAUCGCCUGAGAAAUCUACAAAUAUAAAACCGGAUUUAAAACAGACAAUUACUACCGAUUAACAAACCUCCUUGAUUAUGAAAUUGAAGAAGAGCCCGAAGAAGACUACGCACCAUUCGGGAUCGAUGCAGAGGUAUUUAAGAAUCUCCAAAAACAUAAACAGACUGUACACGGCCUCCGGACUAAGUCACUAUAUCCGUGAGCAGCUAAAUUGCAGUCACUGCCUACACGACAUGACGGAGGAGGAGCGCGACUUCUGCAAAGAGGUGAUGGAUGAGAAGAUGACGAAAGACCCCAUAGACACCAUCAUCCUAACCAACAAACUCAUCAAGCCGGCAUUCCCAAAACCAGUAGUAAACGAUGCAUUCGAAAUUUUUUAUGCUGUGAUGCGCAAGUAUAUGCUCGAGGCAGAGAUAGGGAAACGCAUACAAGCUUCAGUGGUAGCAAAUAUUGAUUUCUUUAAAUCAGAUGCGUCAUGCGUUACCGGCAGAUUGCACCGACGAAAUUUGCUUGGUUUCAUCCUGACUAUGCUGCUAAAAACGAAAAACUGCAGAGAGUCUAUUGACAAGCACGUGUCUUCACACAGAUAAACAAGAAACGAUGCGCCGUCGCCAAUCUCCCAUAAGCCACCAAGGCUCAUUAAUACGUCCGCACUAUUGCUUCAGUACUAUAUAAGACUGCCGUAGGCCAAAUGGUAAAUUCGCGAUCAACUUAAUUUAUAAAAUUUUGAAACUACAAAAUUUUUUUUUUGCGAAUGAAGAUGUUAAUGACAGCCGCGCAGCAAGCUACUUUUUAAUUAUUUUAUAACUGUUAUUGUAAAUAUUAUUGUAGUUUUUAACUCAAGUUUAUAACGGUGUAGGCCUACAGGGGAGCCAGCCAUUCAAAAUAAUUGGCAACGCGCCCACAUGGUACCUCUAAGGUGAUGCGGAAAACCGUGAGAUUUUUUCUUUUUGUUUAUUUUUUUCAUCAGCUGUUUCUAGAGGAAUAGCAUUGGUUUUUGGAGAAAUGCGAACUUGACAGCACGACAUCAGCAAAAUAUGUUUAUCUUUUUAUUGUUGUACCGCAUUUAUCUUGUGAACAAUUUGAUAAACUUUCUGUGGAUAUAUAAGCCACAUAUAUCUGGGCUCGUUCUAUAUCUCAAAAACAAAAGUUAAUCCCAGGUCAUUGAUUAUUUUCAUUUAAAAUGAAGUGGACAACCAGCAAUGUAAAAAAUCCAUUUUAUACCGAAAAUCAUGAGUUUUACGUGGGUACACAAACAGGUUCUUUAAGUUAUCUUUUUAUCGGUUUGCGGUUUGAAGGAGAUGGAUGGUCGUAU
Molecule: messenger RNA, 1590 nt
Organism: Glossina fuscipes
Lineage: Eukaryota; Metazoa; Arthropoda; Insecta; Diptera; Glossinidae
Exons: 3
Coding region: 353-865 (170 amino acids)
Source: RefSeq, a predicted model, not a curated record